This is a messenger RNA of Phragmites australis (common reed), 824 nucleotides long. RefSeq names its product basic transcription factor 3-like. The transcript has 6 exons. The record is from RefSeq and is a predicted model, not a curated record. Lineage: Eukaryota; Viridiplantae; Streptophyta; Magnoliopsida; Poales; Poaceae. The coding region runs from base 151 to 636 and encodes 161 amino acids. Gene Ontology annotation, cellular component: nascent polypeptide-associated complex; cytosol.
GGGCUCGCACUGGCAGCCAGCCAAAGCAGCCUCCCGAGCACUAUCCUUUUCCCCUCUCUCCUGGUCUCCUCCCACUCCUAUCCUCUCCUGCCCUCCUCGCCCCCGCGCCGCCGCCGCCGCCGCAGCGGCCCCCCCUCCCCCCUAGCCAAGAUGAAUGUUGAAAAGCUCAAGAAGAUGGCAGGUGCCGUGCGCACCGGGGGGAAGGGUAGCAUGCGCAGAAAGAAGAAGGCAGUCCACAAGACUACAACCACAGAUGACAAAAGGCUUCAGAGCACCCUGAAAAGAAUAGGAGUGAACACCAUUCCUGGUAUUGAAGAGGUCAACAUUUUCAAGGAUGAUGUUGUUAUUCAGUUUGUGAAUCCUAAAGUGCAAGCUUCAAUUGGUGCUAAUACAUGGGUGGUCAGUGGAACUCCACAGACAAAGAAACUGCAAGAUCUGCUGCCAUCGAUUAUCAAUCAACUUGGUCCUGACAACUUGGACAACCUGCGGAGGCUUGCAGAACAAUUCCAGAAGCAGGCCGCUGGUGCUGAGGCUGGUGCCAGCGCAGGUGCUGCUCAGGUUGACGAUGAUGAUGUUCCUGAGCUUGUGCCUGGAGAGACAUUUGAAGAGGCCGCCGAAGAGAAAAAGGGGUCAUGAUUUUGUUGCGUGUCUGCUGUUGUGAAGGGUUUUCAGUUAAGCGUUGCCAUUAGAGACCUCCUUUUAAGAACUCUGACCUACCUUAUUUGUGUCUGUGGUCUGGUUUUGUCAUGCAUGAGAAUUUGGUCCGGUAUGUUGGUGGAAAACUGGAAAUUUUACAUGAAGUAUGCCUCUUUUUGUUACCCGUA